AUGGCCGACACUCUGGAUCCGGUUGCUCAGAUUUAUCAGGGCAUUUGGACGGAUUGGUCGAGUGGCAAGAUAUGGGGCCUUACCUUAACAUUAAGCCCAACGUAUGCCACAAUCCUGACCAGUUCGCUGGCUGUCUUUGUCACAAUCUGCGGUGUUCAGCUCUGGAGCAUCCUUCGAUACUUGGUGUACAGGUUCGCUACCUUCACUGAGCCAGCGAUGCUCACUCCGCAUAUCCAGAGACAACAGGCGGUGUUAAAGAGCGCAGGCUCAGAUAUCCUUGCGACUGCAGAGCGCAUGCUACGUUUAGCAUGGAGACACCGACGAACGAGCACGGGCAAACCUUCUUUACGUUCAUAUUCAAUUGGUGCGUUCGCCAUGAUCUACGCAAUCUCACUUUGGAUUGGUGGAGUCUUUUCCAAUUUGGCGAUCAGUACCGGAUCAUCGAACGGCCCCUGGCCUGUCCUCGUCAGGAGUAAUCAUUGCGGGAUAUGGAAUCUGACUUACUACGACAUCGUCAACAGCGCCGACUGUUCGACGGAAGACAAUUUCAAGAUGGCUCUCCAGUACAUGGCUAAAAGGGGCCAAGACGUCCAAAUAAGUCUCGAAUAUGCCCAAGAGUGCUAUUUGGCCGCAUCGCUUACCAAUGACAAACCGCCCACCUGCGAGAUUUUCAAAACUUCCGCUCUGAAUUGGACUGUUUCCAAUACCCAAUGUCCUUUCCAAGGGCAAGCCUGCCUUGAAGGCUCCAAUGCCAUUGUCCUAGAGACGGAUCAGAUCGACUCGCACGAGGACUUGGGUAUCAACGCCGAGCCAGCAGACCGUCUGAAAUACUGGAGAAGGACAGCAUGCGCCGUUCUCAACGACACCGGUCGCGUCACGGGGUGGAAUGGCACGCUUGCGAGCACCUCGAGUCUCCAGCCUUCCAUAGCAACUGCGUAUGCUUACUACGGUCCUUCACUCUACAAGAGUACCGAGUGGACAUACUCCUACUCAAAUUUUGCAUCCUUCUUCGACAAUUUCACUUCUCAGGUGAUCCUUCCAUAUCAGCUGGACGUCGAAAUGGCUUACGCCUUAGCUAACCCGCAAUGGAGUGUCAGCGACUUUCAGCCCGUUAAGGAGCUGGUACAGAAAGACGCUGACAUCAAUCUGCUAUUCCUCAGCUACCGGGGAAUGUACAUAGCACAAGUCGACGACCCUUGGUUCUCUGCACACAACGAAGUUCGAUUCGACAGCUUGUACCCCUAUCUUCAAACCCGCUUCUCUCGCGAUCAAGCCAUCAGUACACUUGGAUGCACGGAGCAGCACAAAUUUUGUACUAAUGACAAUAUCUGCACCGACUUUCUUGGAUUCGAUCAAGUUCAGAAUGUCGCUCCUUUCAAUGGCCUACUUACACCUCAUCAAAAUGCUACUUUCGAUCGAAUGUUGCGCGCUAUUACCCUCUCGAGCCUAAGGAAUCUUGUCAUAGGCCUCGCGUUGACGACCAAUCCACUAUUGGCGAGCAACGGGACGUACAUUGGAGGCAGCGGUGCUGUGUUAUCAACCGCUCUGCCAGAGAACCAGUGGGUGCUGGAAUUGGAGUAUUACCACUCCAUCGCAAUGGCACAUCUUCAACGAACGUCUUUCCUAUGGGCUACUGGGUCAAUCGCUCCUGAACCACAAUUCGUCGACGUCGAGUAUAUCCUGCCACCCACAGAUGAACAGGACGCUUGGUUCUGCAAAAACAUGAUUCUCCGGUCCACCAUCUACCAGUCGUUCAGUUUAGUUGCCAUCAUUCUGUUUGUCACCUUCGGAGCAUCGAUUAUCAUUGCGGCGGCCAUCGUAAACAAGCUUCUCGUGAAGCCGGACCCAGAUGAGGAUCUACUUGACGACGGGGCUUCGGUGAGAUCUAGUUCUUUGAGGGGAAGUCAUGUCUCACACUCGCGACGCAGCGAGCUACUCAAGGCCUUUGAGCUGACCAAUGUGGUCGAGUCCGUCCAGAAUAGCGAUAGAGUCUUCGCUCCAAGCCUCCCAUCAAACGACCGCACAGUCUCGACGCUGAGCAGCCAGGAGAAGCCUGAAGAUGGCCAAACCCAGCCCAUAGCGCCUCCUAGACCACCAAGAUAUUCAUGGAUGGCGAUUAGCCUCGACAAUCUUGUUUCAUUGGCAAUGGAAGGACCAAGACAGAUUAGGAACUCAAUUUGGGGGACGCCGUCGAUUGGCCGUCCACCUGCUGCGUAUCUCUCCACAAGUCUAUCAGAGCGUCCCAUGGGGAACACCAUGGGUUCAUGGAUAUAA
Fonsecaea erecta is the source of this 2274-nucleotide messenger RNA. RefSeq lists its product as hypothetical. The record is from RefSeq and is a predicted model, not a curated record. The transcript has a single exon. Bases 1 to 2274 code for a protein of 757 amino acids. Lineage: Eukaryota; Fungi; Ascomycota; Eurotiomycetes; Chaetothyriales; Herpotrichiellaceae.